Messenger RNA from Cucumis melo (muskmelon), 5658 nucleotides. RefSeq lists its product as uncharacterized. The transcript has 16 exons. Gene Ontology annotation, biological process: protein deubiquitination. Bases 194 to 5011 code for a protein of 1605 amino acids. The record is from RefSeq and is a predicted model, not a curated record. NCBI's taxonomy places the organism in Eukaryota, Viridiplantae, Streptophyta, Magnoliopsida, Cucurbitales, Cucurbitaceae. Gene Ontology annotation, molecular function: protein binding; cysteine-type deubiquitinase activity.
UUGCUUUUUUUGCUCUCUCUCUCUCUCUCGUUCUUCCCAUCUCGAGGAGAGAGACCACUCUACUUCUCCAUUCCCCGCCCAAUUUAUCUUCUUCUCCGGCGACGGCAAUCUUUCCACAUUAACCGCCACCGGAAUCUUUACUGUCUAAGACUGUAUCUUCUUCCUAUAUCCUUUCAAUCCGCGAAGUUUCUGGAUGGCGCGCAAGAAGAAGAACACUGAUCCGCGUCAAGGAGUCGCCGGUGAGGGUCCAAGUGAAGCGACCGCUGCCGGAAAGAGUUCAGUAUCUGAUAAGCCGAGUAGUCAAAAUCAAAGUAGGAUCGACAGGGUGGUUGUCAAGGAAUCGGAUGAAGGUCUGUCGUAUUCCGCAAUUAAACUCGAAUGUGAGAAGGCUCUUACCGCACUUCGGCGCGGAAACCACACCAAGGCACUCAGGCUUAUGAAGGACUUGAGUUCAAGAAAUGAGAACUCUGUUAACUCGGCACUGAUUCAUCGCGUUCAGGGUACUCUUCUUGUAAAAGUUGCGUCGAUUAUUGAUGACCCGAGUACAAAGCAGCGGCAUUUGAAAAAUGCGAUUGAGUCGGCUCGGAAAGCUGUCCAACUCUCACCAGACUCAAUUGAAUUUUCACAUUUCUACGCAAAUUUGCUUUAUGAGGCCGCAAAUGAUGCAAAGGAGUACGAAGAGGUCGUGCGAGAGUGUGAGCGGGCCUUGGUAAUUGAAAAUCCUAUCGAUCCUGCCAAAGAAAGUUUGCAAGACGAACAGAAUCAGAAAAUACCUACUGCCGAAGCCCGAAUCACACACGUUCAGACGGAAUUGAGGCAGUUAAUUCAAAAAUCGAGUAUAUACUCUAUAUCAUCUUGGAUGAAGAAUUUAGGUAACGGGGAAGAGAAGUUCAGAUUGAUUCCCCUUAGAAGAGUGACAGAGGACCCAAUGGAGGUGGGGAUGGUUCAGGCUAGAAGGGCAAACGAAAUCAAGAAAGCAACCAAAACGCCUGAAGAGCGAAGGAAGCAGAUUGAAGUCCGUGUUGCUGCUGCAAGGCUGAUGCAACAACAGUCUGAGUCGCCUCCAAUGCAGGAUGAAGGAGGUAAAGCUGAUCGGACCCCGGAUUCAUCUUCAGGGUCUGUUCGGACCCAGGAGACAUCUUCAGGGUCUGUUCGGAACCAGGAGACAUCUCCAGGGUCUGUUACAAGGGUUGUUGAGCGGCGGAAACAUGGUAGUGUGCGGAAACUUGGCUCUUCAGCUGAAAGAAAGAAUUGGGUUUAUUCUUUGUGGAAUUCUAUGAGUUCAGAAUCAAAGAAAGAUGUGCUUAAGAUCAAGAUUAGUGAUCUUGAGACUCACUUUAGUUCUUUGAAGGAUACCUCGGCAAAUGAAUUUAUUUCAGAAGCCUUGUCUUUUUAUGACGCCAAUAAAACAUGGAAAUUUUGGGUUUGCUGCAAAUGUGAUAAGAAAUUUGUGAAUCCAGAAUCCCAUAUGCACCACGUGGCUCAAGAGCACUUGGGCAACCUUUUGCCGAAAAUGCAAUCUAUGUUGCCACACAAUGUCGAUAAUGAUUGGAGUGAAAUGCUUCUCAAUUGCUCUUGGAAACCGUUGGAUGUUUCAGCUACAACCAAAAUGUUCACAGAUCAAACUAAAUGCAAAGAUUCUGAGUUCGUUGAAGAUAUGUGCCCACAACGUUUUUCAGAAUGUGACGAGUGUCUCAAAGACGCAUGGGAUUCUUCUCCAGAGAAGCAGGAUCAUGAGAAUAUUUUAAAUGAAUCCAAACUUUAUGAAAAAAUUAGCAACAGCGGAUAUCAAAUACCUGAUAGUUUUCCAGUAUCUGAUGACCCUGAGCGUGCAAAGCUUCUUGAAAAAAUUCGUGCGGUAUUUGAGUUACUUAUUAAACAUAAAUAUCUUGCUGCAAGCCAGCUAAACAAGAUUAUACAAUUUACCAUGGAUGAGCUACAGGGUAUUGUUUCUGGACCUCAUCUUCUAAAGCAGGGUCUAGAUCAAACACCACAAUGUAUUUGCUUUCUAGGUGCUUCUCAGCUUAGGAAAAUCCUUAAGUUUUUGCAAGAAUUAUCUCAGUCUAGUGGUGUAGGUAGAUACUCUGAUAGAAGUACCGAUCAAAAUGAAGAUUCAAAGAGUGACAAACAAUCUGUUGAGGUCGAAGAGAAAAUUGUCUUUAAUGGAGAUGCAUCACUUCUACUCCUUAAUGAGGGUUUGUUAUCAUCUAAAACCCCUCAUGUCAGUGAUCAGAUGCCUGCUGCAAGUGAGGUUAAUUCUGACGAUCCUUUCCUAUCAUGGAUAUAUGCAAGUCCCUCUAGUGGGGAACAAUUAGCAUCAUGGGCAAAAACAAAGGAGGAAAAGAAACAAGGGCAAACGGAAAAUUUUCAAUCGCUUGAGAAGGAAUUUUACCAACUGCAGAACCUUUGUGAGAGAAAAUGUGAGCAUUUGAACUAUGAGGAAGCACUGCAGUCAGUGGAGGAUCUCUGCCUUGAAGAGGGCAAGAAGAGAGAAGCUAUAACUGAAUUUAUCCCCAAAAGUUAUGAGUCAGUCCUGAGGAAGCGAAGAGAGGAGCUUAUCGAGGCUGAAAACGAUGCGAUGUAUAUAGGCAGUAGGUUUGAGUUGGAUGCUUUAACUAAUGUUUUGAAAGAAGCUGAAGCUCUGAAUGUUAAUCAACUUGGAUAUGGGGAAAAUUUUGCCAGCAUUCCUUCUCAGUUAUAUGAUUUGGAAUCUGGUGAAGAUGAAGGUUGGAGGGCUAAGGAUUAUUUGCAUCAAGUUGAUACUUGUAUUGAAGUUGCAAUAAAGAGACAGAAGGAACAACUAUCUAUUGAGAUUAGCAAAAUUGAUGGACGCAUCAUGCGAAAUGUUACUGGAAUGCAAGAGUUGGAACUUAAGCUGGACCCUGUUUCGGCACACGAUUAUCAAUCAAUAUUGUUGCCUCUUGUGAACUCAUACUUGAGGGCACAUUUAGAAGAUUUGGCUGAAAAAGAUGUCACGAAGAAGUCUGAUGCUGCAAGAGAAGCAUUUUUAGCUGAACUGGAACGAGAUUCAAAGAAGGAUAGCAAAGGUGGAAGUGAUAAUCUGAAACAUGCACGUGAAAAGUCAAAGGAAAAGAAAAAGAGCAAGGAGUUUAGGAAAGCCAAGGACUCUAAGUUGGUCAGCGUUCGUGAGCAAAAUGUGCCUCAUGAUGAGGUUGUCGAUAGAGAUACCUUUCAAGUUCCAUCUGAUGGUGAUGCCGCAGAGGUGGAUAUUGCUGUUAGUGAGAACUCUGAUGCUUUAAGACUAGAAGAGGAAGAGAUAAGACGCAAAAUUGAGCUAGAAGCAGAUGAAAGAAAGCUAGAAGAGACUUUGGAGUAUCAAAGACGAAUUGAGAAGGAGGCUAAACAAAAGCAUUUGGCUGAACUACAAAAGAAAUCUGCACAGACAAAUCUAAAGAAGAAAGUUGCUCUGGCAGUACCUGAGAAUCCCAUUGGAUUCACCCCCAGUGUUGAGGGUGUUGAUGAGCAUUUUAAGCUUUCUGUGGUGGAUCAAUUGGCAGAAAAUGAUUUGGUUCCCGACUCUUCUAGUACGGCAAGUGCUUCUUCAGGUGCAUCCAAUGUGGAAAAUUCAGAUACUAGCCUGCGAUCGUCUGAUAGGAGGAAGGGUAGGAGAGGUAGACGACAUAAGGGUGUAACCAAACCAGUUGAUGGAAAUCAAUCUUCACAUUCUGAUAAGGAUAAUGUAGCCUUUGAUAGCCAACUGAAUGAGCAAGUUAGAUAUCAUGACAAUCUCCCAGUAGAUAGUGUUAAUCCCCAUUCUGAAGAUAAUAGUACGAAGACUUUGAGACAACAACAAGCAGAGGAUGAUGAGAAACAAUUUCAAGCUGACCUUAAGAAGGCUGUACGCGAGAGCCUUGAUGCAUUUCAAGAAAAGCAGAACUUUCCAAGUUCCAGUACACCAUCAACCAGUCGUGGUGAAGUAGAUAGUACCGAUCUUCCAUCAAAUGAACUCAAUGCAGGCAAUGUGCAGGGAGCAGAUAUUUGUGGUACAGGACUUAAGAAUGAAAUUGGUGAAUACAAUUGCUUUCUGAAUGUGAUUAUUCAGUCCUUAUGGCAUUUACGAAGGUUUCGAGAAGAGUUCCUGAGAAGAUCUAAGAUCAAGCAUGUUCAUGUUGGGGAUCCCUGUGUUGUUUGUGCAUUAUAUGAUAUCUUCACUGCCUUGAGCAUGGCAUCUGCAGAUGCUAGAAAAGAAGCAGUUGCCCCCACUUCUUUGAGAAUAGCUCUGAGUACUCUUUGUCCUGAUAAUAAAUUUUUCCAAGAGGGCCAAAUGAACGACGCCUCUGAAGUGCUGGCAGUCAUAUUUGAUUGCCUACACCAGUCAUUGACUCCUAGUUUGAGCAUUUCUGAUACAGAAUCAGUAGAAAGCAAUUGCAUGGGGUCGUGGGACUGUGCAAGUGACACUUGUUUGGUACAUUCCAUUUUUGGCAUGGACAUUUUUGAACGAAUGAAUUGCUAUAGCUGUGGCCUGGAAUCUAGACAUCUAAAGUACACUUCCUUCUUUCACAAUAUAAAUGCGAGUGCCCUUCGAACAAUGAAGGUCAUGUGUACAGAAAGCUCCUUCGAUGAACUUCUGAAUGUUGUUGAAAUGAAUCAUCAGCUAGCUUGUGAUUUGGAUGUUGGUGGUUGCGGAAAGCUCAAUUACAUUCAUCACUUUCUUACUGCACCACCACAUGUGUUCACAACAGUCUUGGGCUGGCAGAACACUUGUGAGAGUGCUGAUGACAUAACAGCGACAUUAGCUGCUCUGGAUACUGAGAUAGAUAUCAGUGUUCUUUAUCGGGGUCUAGAUCCAAAGAGUACACAUAACUUGGUAUCAGUGGUUUGCUAUUAUGGUCAACACUAUCAUUGUUUUGCCUACAGUCACGACAAGAAAUGCUGGAUAAAGUAUGAUGAUAGAACUGUUAAGGUAAUUGGUGACUGGCUUGAUGUUCUUACCAUGUGCGAAAAAGGACAUUUGCAACCUCAGGUUCUUUUCUUUGAAGCUGUAAAUUAGCGAUAUUUUGGAACUGUCUCAUUAGCCAUACUGGUGGAACGUGAGUUACAUUUGAUUUCUGCCUCGGGAAGGAGUUGUUUAUAGGGAAAGACUUGCCAUGUACAUCCACAGAAUUCAGACAGUACGUGUAACAUUUGUUUUGAAAGAAAAAUUUUGACCGGGUCAUAUCAUAAAUCUCUGAGUUUUCUGAUACAAUCAACGAAUUUUUGGAGAUCUGGUCCUCAAGGAGAAUAUUGUAAGUAAGAUAAACUUUCUUCUAAAUUGAGGGAGCCAGAUGAUUGGAAAGCCAAAAGUUAGAUAGGCCACUCAGGUUUCUGCCUCUGGAAUACCUUCUUGGUUUUGAUCCUCUAAAUAGUUGCUAGAGAAGGUAAGGAACAUAGGGUGAUUUUUUGUGAUAUCAUACUUAGGAUGUUAUAGCUGUAUCAUAAGAGUAAUGAUGUCUGGUUGUUGAGAAGACCAACAUAGCGAACAGUUGAGACACAGUCUAGUUAGAGACAAUGCUAGAUGUUUUUCAUCUUCAUUUACUUUUCUGCAGUUUUAGGUGCUGUAUAGUUCCAAUCAAAAUUCAGUUAGGAUGUUAUACACUCUAUAUUUUGUCAUCCAGAUUUGAAUGAAUCAAUAUGAAUCAGUCUUCAAGUUCCCUAUUC